UCCGCCCGUAACGCCAUUCCAUUUGUUUUCCGCUUUAAGGUGGCGUUCAAGGCGUGUCGGUGUUCGUAUUAAAAGAGAGUUCAGGUAUGGUGGUGCAAUAAUCUUCACCGGCCAGACCAGCAGAACAACUACGACGGCUGUCGCCAAGGGGCACCGGUGUUCCGCGGUGCGGUGGCAUCGCGUGCUGCGUGUGCGCCGGGAUACGUUGCCCGAAAACGCGCACGCUGGCGUCAGCUGUAGGAGUGAACUCGUGGAGUUGGCGGGUGCGAGGAAGCUGCAGCAGCGCUAGCCGACUGGAAGCAGCAUGGACUCCUUCGCGAUACCGUUCCCCACAGGAAGGACGGUGGCUGAAUUGCCUGGUGGAAGUAAUGGAGAUGACGACCCGUACGGAGAUCACGAAGCUACGUCGAGGGAACCGCUACAGCUGACAGUACGGUCGACCAUGGACAAGGUGACCCACGUGGAGGCCUUCGCCAGCGACAGCAUCCUAGAUCUGAAGCUGCUUCUCCAGGAUAUACUGCUGGUACCAGUCGACCAGCAGCUGCUAGUCUAUCGGUACCAAGCGCUGGCUGACAGCGACACGCUCGAAGAGUGCGGUCUCAGAGACGGCUGCCAACUUAACCUCAUCCUACGCAUGCGCGGAGGCGAUCCCACACCCGUAGUUCUGGAUGAGGCGGAGCCCAUGAAGCUGUCCGUCUGGAUUCGACGAGGCAAAUGCGUGGUGGUGGACAGCCGCCUCGGGGCGACCAUCGGCAGCGUCAAGCAGGGCAUCGAGAAACUUACCGGACUGCGGGCGGCCCACCAGACGCUCACGUUUCGCGGCGAAGACAUGAGCGACGAGCACACGCUGGCGCACUACGAACUGCGGGAUCGAUGCGCCGUGUUCCUUGCCGCGAACAGCGGCGAAAACAGUGCCGCACCGGCGACAGCGGGGAGGGACCAGCCUCGGUCGGCUGAGACCGUGGCAGGGAUUUCUGUGCGAUUGUGGAACCUAUUCUUUUGAGGAUAGGCUUGUUUUCCGCUCUACGAAGGGUGCCUGCAUGGGCGAGAAGGAGCGCAAUGAGGCACCGCAGCCCAAGGCGUUUCAUAGUGUCGCUAUAGGACCAUGCGUCCUGCAUACGAAGCUACAAGAUGACGAUAAUGAUUUAUUGGCACUCCCUUUGAAGGGGGAUGGUGGCAAAUAUUCACGUAGCCUGCUUGAGCUAAUCAGGUAUGUUAUACAUGCUUUCCAGUCUGGAAUUUUGCCUACAUCUCCUUAACCUUUGUACUAUUCUUUAAAAUUUAUGUAUCUACCUUGUGCUGCUGCCUAUGCCUGUAACGAAUCCGGUCCAAUCAAUCUCUUCGCUGUUUUUUUUUUUCACCAAUGCUCUGAACUUCUCUUGCUUACCUAGACUGCUGAACGAUUACUGCGUCUAUCCACUUUAAAUCCCGACGCUUCUGGAAAGUGUACGCUGCCUGUGGGUCUCACUAGGUGAAUGCCUCGCAUUGCAUUAGGAUGUACUGAGUUGUCCCCGAAUUUUUGCUGCAGCAAACGCAUGCAUCAUCUUGUUGCGAAAAUUUGUUCCAACAUGUCAUUGUCCUUAGGCAACCGCCUCAAACCUCAAAUAAAAAGGCACUGCCCUUUG
This is a messenger RNA of Dermacentor andersoni, 1625 nucleotides long. RefSeq lists its product as uncharacterized. The record is from RefSeq and is a predicted model, not a curated record. Gene Ontology annotation, biological process: ubiquitin-dependent protein catabolic process. NCBI's taxonomy places the organism in Eukaryota, Metazoa, Arthropoda, Arachnida, Ixodida, Ixodidae. Gene Ontology annotation, cellular component: cytosol. Gene Ontology annotation, molecular function: polyubiquitin modification-dependent protein binding.